This is a messenger RNA of Porites lobata, 1819 nucleotides long. Lineage: Eukaryota; Metazoa; Cnidaria; Anthozoa; Scleractinia; Poritidae. The record is from the annotation of a GenBank genome assembly.
CCCGGGUUCUUGGAGCUCCAAAAAUGCGAUCAAGCAGUUAUCAGCGGUGAUUACAGCGAUCUGUUUCAAGUUUUUCUAUUGUAUUUUGUUUUCUUAUGCUACAUAUCUUAUUUUCUGUCUGUUAAGUCAAAGGACCGAAAUGUCCACGGGAUUCUAAAAGAGCGGAAACAUGUGAUUUCCCCCUUUGUUCAGAGUCCUCAAGGCAGUCAAAGGUAAGACUUCAUUCAUUCCUUUCGCUAUAAAGUUUAAACUCAAGGGUAUUAUUUAAGCUUAUUACUUGAAAGUCCAUUAAUUUUUUAUUGAAGAGAACAAAAUCUAGGUGGGAUCAAUUAUGUUCAAGUCCAAAGGUCAUCAGUUUUUUUGCAUGAUCUUUUAUGCAUAUUAGUUUGCGUGCGCGUGGCAGGCCAGCGAUGAAACAUAAUCAGUCUCCAAUUUCAAAAUAAAGUAAACUAAAAUGUGAAAAUACUUCCCUAACUAACAGGGCAAACUGUUUUUGACAAGUUUGCGUCUCGUGAUAAACUCGUGAAAAUUCAUCAACACAAUCUAGUAUUCGUUUCAUAAGAGCAAACUUUUAAUAAUCUUUGCUAAUGACAACCUUAGGCCUUUGAGGCACUUUUUAUAUGAGGUUUGGGACUGAAUUCGUCUGGAGAUUGGAGGCUAAUUGCCAAAUAUUUUAAUUGGCGGUGAGUAGUCUGUAGAGAGUAAGUUAGUUUAAUAUCAUAAUCUUGUAUGGAUUUGUCUUGAAAGCAUAGUAAAAUCAACAGCAAAAAGAAUUGGACAGUGAUUAUUGAAUUGCAAAAAUUUAGGUUUAGACCCCUUUGAUUUGUUUUGAAAACAUAGUAAAAAUCAGCGAGUAUCUUGUUUUUAUUGUCCAGGCGGUUCUGGAUUCACAGCGUAUUCAAAAGUUUCCACUCUGGAGAGUAGAUUUAAAAAGUUGCAAAUUUGUCUGCCAGAUUCAUCAGAUAUAUGUGGUUGGAAGCCAAAUCUGCAGAGAAAAAGUUGAGGAUUAAAAAACAUCUGGAAACGUGUGGACUGGGCCUAAGAUUUUUACUUUCAAGUGGAAUCUUUACAGACACCCCUUUUGCUUUCAACUGUCAGUUGAAAGCUAAAGGCUGUUCAAGCUCUAGUUCUUUUCAAAUAAUUCCUUAGUAGAAAGUCCAUCUGGUUCUUUUUAAAAAAUUAGUUACUUUAAAUGACCUUAUACAGGGGCACCCAACGAGAAUAUAGUUCAAAACCACUUAAACAUAGAAUUGUUAAACGUAUUUUAGUAUUUAAACGGUAGAUAUAGGCAUAUUUUAAUCCCCUCUGUUCGGAUUUCAAAUAAACGUGAUCCUUAUAGGGAUCAAAACUUAUUUUGAAAAUUUCAGCCAAAAAAGGCCCCUCUUCUAUGACCUUUUAGGGUAAAAAUCCGUUAAAAAUAGGCAAUUAUACUAUUUUUCAGAUGUUCGAAAGUCCUAGGAGAGGCAGGCAAGCAAGAAAUUUUCUGUUCAAAAUUCUAGAUCUCAAAUCGCAGAUAUUUUUCCCUGCUUAUAGACACCCACUCCCAAAUAAACGCCUCGUAUCUGGUAAAUGCCCCCUCUAUGCUGUUAAAAUAAUAUUAGACACGUCUCUCAAAUUAACACCCUCUGUGUAAUAGCUGCCCCCAAUGAGAAUUUAAAUGCGAAUCAUUCAAUUAUGGUAUGUUAAACUAUUUAUGCUGUUUUUAAUUUGCUUGCCUCAAAAUUUGAAACCACAGAACUUCAUGGAUGCCACAAUUCUUUUGUUUCUAUUAUUUUUUGACAGUUUUAGUUGGAAAGGAUCAAUGCUUGCACACAGAUAG